This is a messenger RNA of Klebsormidium nitens, 2460 nucleotides long. NCBI's taxonomy places the organism in Eukaryota, Viridiplantae, Streptophyta, Klebsormidiophyceae, Klebsormidiales, Klebsormidiaceae. The record is from the annotation of a GenBank genome assembly.
AUGGCAGCAAGUUCAAGGGGGGCAAUACUUGGGUUGGCCCUUCUUGCUCCGACGCUCGCGGCCACUGAAUUGACGGUGUGCGCUGCGGAUGAGGAUGAUGCAUACGAUGAGCUUGAGCAGAUUGAGGAGCUCGAUGUGGAAGGUGCAGCAAAUAUGGAGGGAGAUGAGCGUUCCGAUAGCGACAGCUCAAUCUCGGACAUGGAAGGCGAUGACCCUGAAGACGAAAGUCCAGAUCAAACGAACGUGAUUUUAACCAAGUUAGCUGCGGUGCGUUCUGAUGCAACAAGAAGACUUUACCGUGCAAACAGGAAAGACUAUCAGCGCUUUUGGGAGAGGAGACAUCUGCUGAAAGCUGGAACAACAGUGUCCUGCGCAGCCGUCACUAAAGCAGGAGUUGGAAAAUUUGUCGUGGCAAAGCGCAAGCGGUCACACUCCUGGCUGAACAAUCAUAUGAAAGCGUUCCAGUGGGUUUUCAGAGCAUACAAGCGACCAGCAGAUGCCACAGUACCGGACCUGCGAAGACUGGCGGUUGUUGAAGAUACUAUGAAGUUUGCAAAAGAGAAGAGCGCGAAUCGUGCAAAAGAUGAAUAUGAGGACCGCCAGAAAGGUUUAAGUGCAGGUUACAGUCCGCAGGAGUACUGUCAGAUCAGCGAGUACUGGUUAAACAUGCUCCGAAAAGGCCACAAAGGGGAUUCUAGGGAGCCACCUCCCUUCACAGCCCUCCAGCUAAGAGCGGAUUUCCUCUGGUUAAACACCGCUCUAGGACGUGGCCAAGAUGCUUACAACCGGCAGCUACCUGACCAGUUCGUGUACAAUAUGCCGUAUGUGGGCCCGGAUCAAGCGGACGUCUUUGCUACAGUCACCAGGAACGGCAAGACCAACAAGAAUGCAAGGGCGGAGUUUAUUGGGGCCCUUCGCAAUCGCAACGUCAUGAUCUGCUGUGUGGGGGCAGAGGCCAUGCGUACCAUCUGGCGGUUUCACAUUGAGAAGAACCCUUCGACUUCCUCCCCUGACUUCAGCUCCAAACAGUCCUGGUAUGACACGCCUGUUGCGCCGGGGCGAGCCACGAAGAAAAAUCCUCACGGCCACCUCACCUACAAUACUUACUACAAGUACUUUCGUGCCGCGUUCGAAGCAAACAACAUCUCGUCGGAUAAGGUCGUGCACGCUGGACGUGGGCAUGGAACGCGAGCGGCAGCUGCGGCUGGAGCGGAUCCUCGGGAGCUCCAGUCACUCGGCCGAUGGACCUACGCCAACUUCGACAUGUCCUAUCUCACCAGCCUACCCCCAAAGGCGUUGGUCAUUCAGGCCGGGGUCAACAAGGACGACACUAGAGGCCGACCUCUCUUGAAAUCCUACAUCGUCCCCCGGGGUCGGGUACAGCCUCCGGACGAGCUACUCCAGUUGUUGCUGCCGUGGUUGGACGCUGCGUUAGCCGCAAUCAAAGAGAGGAACGUGAGGGGCCGAGCGUCUGACCGGGAUCUUGCGGCGGAGGGCGUUCUGCUCCGUUGGAAAAAGGAGCGCGUCAUCUUCCUCCAAGACGCGGCCGUUCUUUGGAGCGCCUACCAGGACUUGACAAUCUAUCAACUCCCCGUUUUCAAGCACCCGAAGUGGGAGCCGUUCCGCCAAGAAGUCCUGGCGAUGUGCGAGCGGUACAAGGACCUGGCGGUGGACGAGGUGGACGACUCAAUUUUGCCGGCCGAGGUUGCUACAGCGUUGAUUGCCCUCGAGGAGCGCAUCAUCGCGCUUCACGACCAACUUGCAGAGGUUCGCGCACAGGAGAACGCCGGGUCGCGAGAACGAGAGGAGGGGUUGCGGAGUGCGGUAGAAGAACUUGGGCGGAAGAUGGACCAGCUUACACAGCAAGUUGCAGCAGCGGCCCCCACCGUUUGCACCGCGUGUGGGCACCGGCAUGAGGCGCCAGCACCGUCGCAAGCUGAAGUUGGGGGCGGUUCCGGUGGAGCGUCCACGAGUGGGGCGGCCAAUAUCCCGCCGGCCGCCGGCGCUGGGCGGAGCGCUCAAGUCCGGAGAGAUGAGCCAAACGUCCCUGCCACGGUCACUUAUGAUUUGGGUGGUGUGAAGAGUGUGCGCGAUGUUGUCGACUUGUUCGAACGGGACGAUCCAACGGGCCGACGCUCCUUGCUGUGGAUGGAGGAGAACGGGCCAAAGAAUUGGAGGGCUCAACAAAAGAUUCCGCGCCAACGCUUUGAUGAUAUCAAGGUAAUCUAUGACGGGGUAUGUGCUUUGGCAAUUUAUAGGAGGCGAACGGUUGAGACGGCUGCAAACCUUCUUGAGGACUUGCAGCGGAGGGAAAGGUUCAGCUUUAGACAACUAAGAUUGUUCAUAAGAAAGAAAAGGGUUGAAGCCAAAGAGAGGCAUAAGGAAGCAGUAGAGGAAGUAAAAGAAGCCCGCAUAGAAAGGGAUUUUGGUGAGAUGUUGUCUGCAGAGUGUUCUCCGUAG